Molecule: messenger RNA, 507 nt
Organism: Thermothelomyces thermophilus ATCC 42464
Lineage: Eukaryota; Fungi; Ascomycota; Sordariomycetes; Sordariales; Chaetomiaceae
Exons: 4
Coding region: 1-507 (168 amino acids)
Source: RefSeq, a predicted model, not a curated record
AUGUCCUUGGUCCAGGGUCGCCGUGGCUUCUGGACCGUGCCCCCUGUGUUGAAAUGGACCACUUGGAUGCUUAACAUCCGCAUCCCCAUCCCCAUCCGCCGCACCCCCGUCCGCCGCACUCGCCGAACCUGUCCCUGUCCCGGUCCCCGCCCAGAACAGUUUCUGCAAAAAGAGCCUAAAAAGGCCUUCGACGACACGUUCUUUGUGCUCCCUGGCAGCAGUGUCGGUCUGAGAUGGACGGCGGUUAUUCUGAACGAGGUUGAUCGCCAGCAGGGAGUCUCGUCUCCUGUGCACACUCGUGUACGGCAAAACCUGUGCGGGGAUGCCCCCGGGUUCCCGGGGCGGUUGUUUUGCAAGGCUGUCUCAGAACCCAAAAAGCCUCCCCCUCAAACGGAGAGGUGCGCCGCCGAUCGGGAAGCGACAUGUCUGCUAAUAGGCUCAGUUGCAUCGCUCGCCUCGGUCAUUUCCGAGAUUUGCCCUGAAUGGACAGAGCUGGUUGCGAUGUGA